GGUAGCGAGCGACUGGCACUACUGGAUACGAUGCCAUGCCUGCCUUUGAGGCCUGGCACAUACAGACACCCAUGGCCCAUAUCACACCAUCACGCCUCGUCCCCCCCUCCUCUCUCACCUUUCCGCACUGCCCCUACCCUAGACUGCCCUCCUCCCCCCGCUCGCUCACCUUCCUGGCUCUUCCGAACCUAGGCGUGCCCCUCCCCCCCAAGUGCCAGCUGCAGCACACCUGCAUAUCACUUUUGCGCCAAAUUCAGAGCACAUUAUCACAGUGUGAUGGCCCCCCAUGCAUCGUGCCGCCUGCUGUGACCCAAGCUCGCCCGCGCCAUAGUGCCCAUCGUGGCACUUUGUUCCCUGCCCCUGCCCCUGGAUAUACUUAUUCCCUGGCGGUCGCUCGCUCCGUCCACGGCGGACGCCCUCUUCCACAUUUUCCCGACCCAUCGGCGACGGCUCGGGCAUCAACAAGGUCACCGCAUAUUGUUUCUCUGCAUUUUUCGCUUGCCUUCUUCGCCUUCUCACCCCCAGCCCUGUCCUCCUUACCCCCCGACAAGCGAGGAUAGGCGUAUCGGAUCGUCAACUGCUCUGUGAGCACGACUCGCAUCCGCGUCUUACAUACAUAUACAUACACCGGCUCCUGCCUGCGUGCAACCAACCUACAUACCUCUACAUACACGGGCACACGUACCUUACCUUACCGGCAUCUAGUAUACCCACUGCUGCCCGGCAGCCCAGAGGCGGACCUGCGUCGCAAACGGCCAAUAAUUGGACGUGGGGGAAACACCCUUCACUGCACAAACGUCGGCGGGAGAAAACGCACAUGAUGGCAUCUACACGCAGCGCCGGCAGCGGGCGGCCGCAUCCCGAGAUGCUGCAAAAACCGCAUCUGCACGAGACUUUCUUCAGUCUCAAGAACGCAGGCCCCCAGCAACGCCCGAUUUCUGUUGCCACCGAGUUUAUGGAGUCGGACUUUGACGACGAUGAGAUUCUCAGCGACGUUGACGACGGCGAGAGCUCCCCGAGGAUAAGCUUGAAUUCGUCUGGCCAGCCCAGUUUCACAACACUGUCUUCGUACGAAGAGGCUCAGACGCCGAGGUCGUUCCGCGCCAGGACCGCAUUCCAGGUCGAGACAGACUCGCUCAGGCAGGUUGAGGGCCCCAGGGGACCACAUCUGUUUAGGAGUUCCAGUCUGUCGGCGCAUUCGGCCGAGUUCGAGCACGCGCUGUCGCUGUCGCCAAUAACGCCCAAAGCGCCACUACAGGGAACCGAGUACCAUCUGCCCCUCGCCUUGGAGCUGACGCCACUGCCUGGCAGGAGGCGAGGCAGCGGACCCCGCUUCACCGACGCCGAGCUCGACACGUGCGACCUGGCCGACUGGUCGCCCGAGAUGGUGGCUCAGCAGAUGCUCAACGCUGGCGUCGAGCAGCAGACUGCCGAGCGAUUCGUCGAGAACGACAUCACGGGCGCCAUCCUCAUGACGCUCAAGUUCCGCGACCUGUCGGAGCUGGGCAUCACCUCAUUUGGCAUGCGUACCAAGGUCUGGAACGAGAUACUCAACAUGCUCGACGUCCAGGUCCCCUCAGAAAGGCCCGAGACCGUCAUCGAGGACGAGCCCGACCGCGAGGUCUGGAGAGAGCAGCGGGCGAUGGACAUGGUCGAGGAGAAGCCAAAGCGCAAGCAGAGCCGGCGCAAGCAAAAGCACCUGGGCGACGACAUCAUCUCGCCGCUCGAGUCCGUGUCCAUUGUCGGCAUCGAGCAAAUGAUGCCCAAGCCGCACCACUGCAAGAAGGGCGAGAACUGCUCAAAGUGGAAGCGCAACCAGCGCAUGAUCGAGGCCUUCAAGAAUGACCACCCUUUCGUCGACAUGGACAAGGGCGGCGUCAUCAUGGUGGCCGGCGACCCCGGCAACCCCCUGACCGCCGAGGCCCUGAACCGCAAGGAGUCGGACAUCUUCCGUCCUGUGUCGGACGCCAUACCCUCGGUUGUGGCCUCGUCCGACAUCAUGGGACCCGGUGGCAUCCCACCGCUGCAGUACCUGCAGGAGGCGGCCCUGCGCAACAUCCAAGCUCAGGACCCCCAGGACAAUGUCCGUCAGUUCCUCAGCUUCCAACACCAGGCCGCUGCCAGCCCCGCCCCAUCUAGCGAGGUGCCGCCCACGCCCCCGUUUGAGCUCUACCCCAACCAGCAGCCGCACCACGCGCAGGAGGCCAUGAGGUCGCUUCCCAGGCUCGCCAUUCCCAGCCAUCACAUCCGGACCAUGAACCAGACGCCCGCCUCGGCCGUCACCGUGAUGCAGCACCGCCCGCGCGAGUGGACCUCGCCAAGGCACUCGCUGGGACCGUCACCCGAGUCGACCCCGACGGCGCCCUACCGUUUCGGUACCCCAUUCUCGGACAUGGACGUGCCCGUGACGGCGAUCCCGCUCGGCCCGGUAGCCCGCGAUGUCUCGCAGUCGGUGCCGCCUGACAUGAACUACCGCGCAGCGCCAAGCGGCCACAUGCGGUCCGCUUCCCGCUCCUCGAGGCGGCCGUCUUUCCCCGUCCUCCCCGCGCUGGAUGAGAACCGGGUGGCCGUAGUGUCGCCGAAGCGACCUAGCCGCACGUCGUCGCCUCUCAGCGCCGGCGGCUCCCCCGUCGCUGGCGCCCAGCACCAGCAGCACCAGCAGCACCAGCAGCAGCACAACAAGAGGCCUCUGCAGGCGCCCCCGCGAGUGCAGUACCCGUGGACCAAGGAGCGGGUGGCGUACGAGAAGGCCAUCGCGCCGCCCCCGGGCAAGUCGGGCGGCAUGGUUGGCCCUUCUAUGAUGGCGGCGUCGGGCUCCCCGUGCGGCGUGGUUGGCGCGUCCCACGACGCCGAGGGCAUCACGUACCAGGGCCCCAUGCGCAAGCGCAAGACGCGCAUGCUCCGGCACGAGUGGCACGAGCACUAUUUCACGCUCAAGGGCACUCGCCUGGCCAUGCACAAGGACGCCAACGAGAUCGGCCGCACGCUCGAGUACGUCGACAUUGACGACUACGCCGUCGCGUGCUCGAGCCUGGCGGGCACCAGCAAGCUCAACGCCGCUUUCCGCGCCAUGAGCAUCCGCCGCGGCAGCGAGAACGACGCGGGCGCCUUCAGCUUCCAGCUCAUCCCCCAGGACGCCCGCGGAGGCGUCAAGCUCCUGCGCAAGCGCGAGAGCCUCAACACCUCGGCUAGCGCCGGCCACGCCUCGUCCGACGGCGAGGGCGCCAACGGCACCGGCAAGACGCACUACUUUGCCGUCAAGGGCCGCGACGAGCGCAUCGACUGGAUGCGGGAGCUGAUGCUCGCCAAGGCCCUCAAGCAGAAGGGCGAGGGCUUCGAGGUCAGCGUCAACGGCAACAUGAUCUGAACGAGCAGAACAAGAAAAAAGAAAAAAGAAAAAGAAAAAAAAUCACAAAACAAGAUCUAAAUCCGAAAACCCAUGUCAUUCACUACAUCCCCAACCUCACUCUCCACUACGAUUCCGUUCUAGUCUUUCAAACAGGUUUGGUCAUCACCGUUCUGGAAACCUUUUAGCGUAUUCAUACCAGGCGUCACUUGAGCAUUUGUUUUUUGUCUUUUGUUUUGCUUUUUGAAUCCAUUUCUUGGGGCGUUUUUUUCUGGGGACAUGGGACAUAAACUUUUACGACCACUGCCAGCGGUGAAUGACUUUGAACUACUGAAAGAUACCUCGACACGAUUCCCUGUCUCGACCGCUCUCAUCGAGCAAAAAGAAGCCUCGGUUUAUGUUUUGCUUUUGUCUCGCACUUUUCUUUCGAUCCCUUCCUUUGCUGCGCACAGAAAUCUAGUUAGCAGAAUAAUUGUAUAGUGUCAAUUAGCAUAACCUCAAAGUCUGUCAUGUAUGUCGUGAUUUGAUCGAGUGUCCUGUGGUUGGGUGGGUGGGACACCGGGGGAGAUCACCUUGCGUCACAAAUGCGCGCUUGUCUCAACGCGUUUGCCUGAAAG
Molecule: messenger RNA, 3963 nt
Organism: Gaeumannomyces tritici R3-111a-1
Lineage: Eukaryota; Fungi; Ascomycota; Sordariomycetes; Magnaporthales; Magnaporthaceae
Exons: 3
Coding region: 818-3367 (849 amino acids)
Molecular function (GO): protein binding
Source: RefSeq, a predicted model, not a curated record